Messenger RNA from Pygocentrus nattereri (red-bellied piranha), 3983 nucleotides. RefSeq names its product proline-rich coiled-coil 1 (gene prrc1). The transcript has 9 exons. The coding region runs from base 140 to 1492 and encodes 450 amino acids. Gene Ontology annotation, biological process: activation of protein kinase A activity. Lineage: Eukaryota; Metazoa; Chordata; Actinopteri; Characiformes; Serrasalmidae. Gene Ontology annotation, molecular function: protein kinase A regulatory subunit binding. Gene Ontology annotation, cellular component: cytoplasm. The record is from RefSeq and is a predicted model, not a curated record.
AGACGUGGCAAUCGGUGACGUCACCCAGACGCGGCCAUUUUCGACGCGGAUCCGCCGAGUUCGGACUUGGAGCUGCUGGAUGUAAAUUCGUCUUCUGUCAGCUUGGUUGAGGAAACAGAAGUGCCAGACAGGAUUAAAGAUGAUGGAAGAGAGUGGAAUAGAGACUACCCCACCAACCACUCCUCCACCUCCCCUCAGUGCGGCUGCCGCCGUCAGUCCUCCUCCUCUCACAGUGGGUCUGUCCAAUCCACUGACCCUUCCUAGCACCACAGGCAUUUCCAACUUUGCCCCAGAAGGCUUCUCCACCCCAGUACGCCCCACAGCAGUGACUUCCACCCUGCCUCCCAUCCAGUCCUCUGCCCCUCCUCCAUUUUCCCUCAGCCCCAUGAACCCUCUGUCCACAGCCUCCCCAGCCCCUGUUCCUCUGCUUGGUGGGGGUGUACCUUACAGCAGCCCUAUGGUCCCCUUCUCUUCCCCCACUGUUCCACCUCCUCUUGGCUCUACUGCCCCUCCUCCAGGCCCAGUUCUCUCUGCCCCACCCACGGGCCCACCCACUGCCGGCUUCACGACAAGUGCAGGCUAUGACAUCACGCGAGGACACGCUGGCCGCACGCCACAGACACCGCUGAUGCCCAGCUUCUCUAGUGCCCCCCCCAUGCCAGGUGUGGUUACCAAUCCAAUGAUGCAACAGCCAGUGAUGUCAGGUGGUUUGGAGGUGAGUUCCCCCAUUACCUUCCCAGAGGACCAUGAGGAUCCGAGAGUCGUCCAUGAUGGCAGUUCUGGAGGAGGAUUAUGGGGCUUCAUCAAGGGUGUUGCUGGUAACCCCAUGGUGAAGACGGUCCUCGACAAGACCAAGCACUCCGUGGAGUCCAUGAUCACUACACUAGACCCUGGAAUGGCUCCAUACAUUAAAUCAGGCGGUGAUGUGGACAUUGUGGUGACAUCUGAUAAGGAAGUUAAAGUGGGAGCAGUACGUGAUGCCUUCCAGGAGGUGUUUGGCAUGGCCAUGGUGACUGGAGAGGCAAGCCAAUCCAACAUUGCUCCUCAGCCAGUGGGCUAUGCAGCAGGAGUGAAGGGAGCCCAGGAGCGCAUUGACAGUCUAAGGCGUGCCACUGUAAUCCACGAGAAACAGCCUGUAGUGUCGGUGGAGAAUUUCAUAGCUGAGCUCUUUCCAGACAAGUGGUUUGACAUUGGGUGUUUAAUUCUGGAUGACCCUGGCAAUGGUAUUCACAUCGAGACUUUCACACAGGCUACUCCUGUGGCCCUGGAGCACGUACAACAGGCGCAGUCUCUCACUCCUCCAGAUUACAGUUUGCGCUGGUCCGGCCUGCUUGUGACCGUGGGAGAGGUGUUGGAGAGGAAUAUACCCAACAUUAACCGUACAGACUGGCACCAGGCCUUCACUGGCAUGUCCCGCAGACAGAUGAUCUAUGGUGCUGCCAAGGCUCUGGCUGGCACAUACAAACUGCGGCUCCCCCCCAGGACGGUAUGAGUUCACAUAAAUGCCCAUCUCCCCUCAGAGACACAUAAACGCCCCAUCGCCCCUCAGUGUGGCACAUCCAUCACCCAACCUUCAAUCAGUUCUUGACAUAAGAGGAUAUGUCACGUGUCCGUUUCUAGUACGUUUUAGAAUGUGAAACAUUCUAGUGGUUGAGUUCACUGACUGAGGGACAAAUGUCAGAAGAGAACUUCUAGUUUGUUGCCUAGUGUCAUUACAGACAGAAAAUUGGUUAAUGCUGCUCAAGAAGUCUGUGCAGUUUUGGGCCUUCUUUCACGUGUAAAAGCAAGUUAUAAUUUACCAAUACAUAUGUGCUGUGAUUUUUGAGACAUUGAAAGGUAUCCUAGGUGAUUCCUGAUUACCACAAGAGGGCUAUAUUGAGUAAGUAUAUAGACUUUCUGGGAAAAGAGCACAGUGUAUUACCACCUUUGGACCAAGACAUGCCCAUUGCACAGUGUAGCAUAUUAUCCUAAAAUAACAUCCAAGUACCAGAAAGAGGAUGCUGAUCAUGUCCUGUUAUACAAGAUUAUUUUUAGCUUAUUACAGAUUCAGUACUGAAGAAAGACUGAUGUAAUUUACAGGAAAUAAAAGGAAUGUGUUGCAGGAUUUAUUUAAUAUUUCAUAGCUGUUGUUAAAAAAUGAUUUCAAGUCCUCAAUUACUGAUUUUGAUCCUACAUUGAUGUGUGUCAAGCAGACUAUUUAUAGCCUAUUCUGUUGCGUAGGCCUUUGUUAAUACAGACUAUUAAUCACACCAAGUGUCAGGAAUAUCCAGCAGUGAAAUAAUGAGUCCAAGACACUUUGGAUUUGAGUGGUUUUAUGUCUGUUAGACAAGUUCUUAAAGGAAGCUUUCACAGCAGAACAAGAUUUGUUUUUGGACAUUGAGCAAAGCACUAGAUGAAAUGGAUAUAAGAAGAUUUCACUCUCCUAGGCCUUGACAUGUAGAAGCAUUUUUAAGUAUUAAUCAUGAUAUUAAUGAUUUUACUUUUAUGUAUGCGUGAAAGUUGAGCUGAAUCUGCUUUAGUCUACACAUUUUUGAACUGGUUCGUAGCAUAAGUAGAUCUUCAAUGCAGAGGCAAAAUCCCUCAGGGAGAGAAGAGGGCUGGCUACCCCUAUGAAAUAUUGAGUCCUUGUCACACAGUCUGUCCCCUUGUACAUGGUCGCUUGAUUUUUAUUGUUUUUACCAGUGUUUUUCAACAAGUUGUGCUGUGUAAAUAGAGUAAAUAUGUGGUAUUCUGUUACCAAAGGACAUGUAUACAACCUCAGUGCAAGUGCUUUUGGUGGAUGAGAACUUUUUUUUUUCUUUUUCUUUUUUUCCCUAGGGAAUUUUUGUGUUGCUACUUGCCAAAUUUCUUGUUACGGUUGUUGUUCAUAACAUUAUCAACACUUGACUAGGAUGUAUUCUAGCUUGAAGAGUGCAUAAUCUAACAUUUGCACAAAUUGUAAGCCUUAAAGUUUAAUAUCUUUUAUUAGUACCGUUUUACACUUAAAGGUAUCGUUGGACAUUUAAUAACUUGGAAAUGGAAUUUAUUGAACUGAUCAUUUGGAUCAGUGUUAUGAUGUCACCUUAUAUUAAAAUGUCACUGUCAGAAAAAAACCUGAAUGAUAACUUUAUGCAAGAAGGAAAAAUAUUCUCAACUUUUAAUGAAAGUUAUUGUGACAAGAUUAUUUCAGGUAAUCUUGGACCUUUGCUGCUGUUCUGUUUCUGGCAGCCGUAGUUUUCAAAUUACUUUAAGACAAAAAUGAUACAAGGUUUUGUCCUGACAGUGAUGGUAUGUAAUGAUCUAACAUAAUUGGGAAUCUUGCUUUAACGUACUCUAAAUAUUUUGUGCAGCUGCAUCAAAUGUCAUCUCAGUGUGUUUUAUUUAUAGUCCCACGUUAAUGAAAGAGUUAAACUUAAUUAACUUUAAACUUGUCGAUUCUGCAGGUAUUGCCGCUACCCAGAAAAACGGUCAACACAUUCACUGUAAACGUUAUCUUUUAAUAAUGUUCCAGUAUUACCUUGUGUAUAAAAUUCAACUCAGUAAUCAAACUGUUGAAGCUCAUCUGCUUCUACUGAAGUGUUUUUCCUCUCUUUCUGUCAAGUGAUGCAACUUAUGUAAGCCCAAAGUCUAAAACCUAUCUCAGAGUGAUACAGAACCAUAGGAAAACCAGAAAACUGUGCAUGACCUCUGGGACUAUUGAAAUACAACAGCAACGAGUUUGUUGAGAUGUGAGAUGUGUAGUGCUGUAAUGUUUUGUGUCAAGGCCAAAAUCACUGUCAGGCAUGGAUAGCAAGAUGUGUGAUGUAAAUGAAGAGAUUUGAGAAGAUGUAGCAUUGUCUCAGAGCAUCAUAGAUGGAAAAACAGCAAACAGACUCUGCCUUUAACAUAAUGUGUUUGUACUUCUAAACCAGAAUAUGGAUGUUUAUUCUUAGACGUCCAUGGAAUUGUACUUCCCAAAGGUGCCUUCUGCCAGCAGAAGAGUAAAGACCUUUUCGGUAAACGUU